CAAAACACUAGAACACACAGUUAGAUUAUACAUACAGAGAGAGAGAAAGAGAGUGAAAUGGGGCAGCAUUCUUGUUGUAACCAACAGAAGGUUAAAAGAGGACUUUGGUCACCUGAAGAAGAUGAAAAGCUCAUUAGGUUCAUCACAACUCAUGGCUAUGGAUGCUGGAGUGAAGUCCCUGAGAAAGCUGGCCUUCAAAGGUGCGGAAAGAGUUGUCGAUUGAGAUGGAUAAAUUACCUAAGACCCGAUAUCAGAAGGGGAAAGUUUACACAGGACGAGGAGAAGUUGAUCAUCAGCCUUCACGGCGUUGUAGGAAACAAAUGGGCCCAUAUUGCAAGUCAUUUGCCCGGAAGAACUGAUAAUGAGAUUAAGAAUUAUUGGAAUUCAUGGAUCAAGAAGAAGAUAAAUCGGAAACACUCUUCAACAAGCAUUACUACACGUCUAAGUACAACAUCUACGAGUGUAGAUCAACCACACUCAGAUUAUGGGUCAGGAUACACCCCGGCCCAUUUUAGUUUCUUGACUCAAGAUUUGGGCAAAAGCGACAUCAAACCACCCAUUCAAGAACCCGUGUUCUCUUCUUCUACAAGCUCAUUAUUCAUGCUUCACACAAGCGGUUCGGUUGUUGAAGCGCAAAAUGGGGAUUGCAUAGCGCAAGCCGAGUAUUUCAAUGACUCAAUGUUGCAAAUGAGCAAGAAUCAAAUCCCUGAAUUGCCCUCACAAGUUUUGAAUUUCGCCACGAAUAAUGGUAUUUAUACGGGAUAUUUGCCACCUUUGAUGGAGAACUUGGAAGGCAUCGCGGAAGGGCAAAAUUGCCAUUUUACCAACGGGUUUAAUGAAUGGGUUGUGGAUCAAACAAACCAACAAUGUCCAAGCUAUUUAUUUUGGGAUGAUGAACAUCAACAAGUGCAACUUGGUGGUGAAGACAUUGUUGUACCUUGUGCAUCAAACAUGGGACCUAUCUUACCUUCUUACCCUACAUCACUAUAGGGAGACCCAUGAAACGUCUUUAACUGUUUUUCUUUUUUUGGUUUUGUUUUGGAUUGGUGAGCUUUUAAUACGAGAGAAAGUACGCAGUUUGCAAUGA
Helianthus annuus (common sunflower) is the source of this 1087-nucleotide messenger RNA. RefSeq names its product transcription factor MYB86. The transcript has 3 exons. NCBI's taxonomy places the organism in Eukaryota, Viridiplantae, Streptophyta, Magnoliopsida, Asterales, Asteraceae. Bases 58 to 990 code for a protein of 310 amino acids. The record is from RefSeq and is a predicted model, not a curated record.